UCGAGUAGUCGACGCCGGGCGUCUCGAGCGAACGGCCGCGUGUUUACGGAUCCGCAAAUACCGCGUCGGUUAAAUCGUGUUUAUCUCGUGCUACGUUGUGAUUUUUCCCCCUUAAAAGCUUCUUCAGUAAUUGAUGAAUAAAAAAUAAACUGCGAACAUCUUUAUUGGUGUGAUUGUGCGUGUAAUUCGAGCCUGCAAACGCUGUACGUUUUGGAAAAUAAUAGUUUUUUUUGUGAAAACACAUUUUUCGAGAUGUCGACGUGAGGAUAAGUCGAGCGCAGCAUAUUUCCAUCGACCAAAAUCGUCGAAAUGAUUCCGUUUCGUGUUGUUAGUUCGAAAUUCAACGAAGCGAGGAUUUAGCUACGGGAUACCAGAAAUCUCGACGCAAUUUUUUUCAUUUUUGUUGAAACAAAGUCGGGACUAAAGAGGAAUUUGUUUGGCUUUGCGAAGAGGAUUCCGAGACGGAUAACCGAGAGGGGGGGACCCAAACUUGAUUUUGCCGAUGGCAAAUCGACCUCGGAGAUUCGAUGACCGAUCGGGGCAUGCUGGGAAAUCUAGAAACUUCCGGUCUGGCUCGAAGCGCAUCGAGAGUCCCGAGAAAACUUUCGUCGAGUCACGUGACACCGGGAAAAUGUUGUUUUCGAGCCAAUCUCCUGACUCCCCCACGUGCAGACCCGAGAUAUCGUGGGCGAUAGAUACCGAUAUGGAAUGCCAGAAUUGGCGAGUCUCCGGACUCCCCGGGAGCCCUGGAAGUGGAGCAGAGACUUUUGAAAAUCGUGAAAAUCAGUGGAGUUUUUCAAACGGAAGUGCUUUUGUCCUCCAACGUAUUCUUCGAUUGAGAAUGACGUCCCUACUUUUAAUCCUGUGCUUUAUUCUACAAACAACGAGACCGACGAGCGCCUCUGUCACAACCGCAAGCACCGUGCCUGAACCGGAGUUCAUAGACGAGAUUGGCAACAUAACAGUCGCGGCUGGUCGUAACGUAAAGCUUUCCUGUAGCGUGAAGGAUCUCGCCUCUUACAAGGUGGCUUGGAUGCUGUUCGACAAGAGUGCCAUUCUGACGGUCCAACAUCACGUUAUAACGAGGAAUCCACGGAUAUCGGUCACUCACGACGGUCACAAAACGUGGAUUCUACAUAUCAACAAUGUUCAAGAAGACGACAAAGGAAAAUACAUGUGCCAGAUAAACACAGCGACAGCGAAAACGCAGUACGGAUAUUUACACGUCGUCGUCCCACCGGAUAUCGACGAUGCGUUGAGUUCAUCCGACGCCAUAGUGAGCGAGUUGGCUAACGUGACGUUGACGUGCAAAGCUACGGGGAGUCCAAAGCCAACGAUACGUUGGAAGAGGGACGACAACGCGAAGAUCGUGAUCAACAAGACACUCGAAGUUACCGAGUGGGAAGGCGAGACACUGGAAAUGAAUCGGAUCUCGAGGCUCGAAAUGGGCGUUUAUUUGUGCAUUGCGAGCAACGGAAUUCCCCCAGCAGUCAUGAAGCAGAUCAAAGUCUCGGUUGACUUUCCACCAAUGCUCUCGAUUCCCCAUCAAUUGGUCGGUGCGCCGUUGGGUUUUUCAGUGGUUUUGGAAUGUCACACCGAGGCACAUCCGACGUCGCUUAAUUUUUGGAAGCGGAGCGACAAGGGGCCGAUGAUAACCGACAGUGCAAAGUACAAAACUACUUUAACAGUAGGAAAGCCAUCGUACAAAAUAAACAUGGCUUUGACGAUAUACAACAUCACGAUGCAAGAUUACGGGAGCUAUAAAUGCGUGGCGAAAAAUCCACGCGGCAGUAUGGAGAGCACGAUUCGAUUAUACGAAUCCCAACGGCCGACCACCAGUCCGAGCCCGGUGACGACCGAUCAAGCUGUGAAGCCUUGGGUGGAGACAGCAGAAAUGGACAAUUCGGUGGAUGGGAAUCCCAGCUCGUUGACGUUUCACAACAGCAAAGGCUCCAAGCAAGGCAAGGCGGGAUCGAAUCUCAACGAGAUUGACAAAUCGGAACAAAAGUCCGGCAGUCCUGACAGAAGCAAAAAUUACAACUGGCAACCACCGAACGACACUGCAACGAGUCUAACGACGACAGGAAUUUUGCUCAUACUGGACGUCGUCGUGACGUGGAUAAUACGAUAAGCGAGGUUUCUUCUUCUCUUAUUAUCUCUGAAAGGCGAGGUCGCGCAGUCCCGACGAAUUUAGGCGAACGAGAGAAAGACCCGACGAGCGUGAGAGAAGCGUGUACCACGAGAAGAAAAAUUGAAAGAAUUUAACGAACGCAACACACGCACACACGCACACAGAUACACAGACAAGAAAACUUGGAAGAAACAAAAUUCCUAAAGACUGACCCCGAGUAGGUAGUUUCGUGUGAAAGAAACAGCAACCAAUUCAAACACCCACAACACAAAACCAGACAGAGAGAGAGAAAGAAUAAAAUAAGCGAAGCGUUCAUAACGAAACUGGAAAUAAAAAUAAAAAGCAUAAAAAGAUCGCCUGAAAAUAGUGACAUAAAUUGGGCUUUCUGUACAAGUAUUAGGCGCAAUUUUCAAUGGGUAAAUAGCAAAAUUACGCGACAAUGAUAAAUCUGCUGCGAACGCCGAAAUCGCAUUGUCGACGAGUUACGUACGAAGAUUAGUCUCGGUCAUAAAAUAACAAAAAAAAAAAAAGAAUCGUUAAAUUUAUAAACAAGAAAAAACUACGAUAAUUAAUAAAACAUUAAAUAAAAUAAGCAAAAUAAACACACAAACAAACACACUAAAUAAUCGUGAAAGAUCCUAACGAUAAACGAAGUCGUUCACAUAUUUUUACCAGAUUCUCUGUAACAUUGAAUCACUAUUCCGUUUGAUCACUGACACAGGGACGGACCCCGGACGGAUCCGAAAACGCCGCCAAUCCAUACGCAGCUUCGUAAAAUAGUCAAUAAGUUCAAAUAAAAACAAUUAAAAUAACGAUCGUGAGAAUGAUUAUUUAAAUGAAUUUAACAAAAAUUUACGAAAAAAAGACAACAAACAGAAUUAAAUAUUAAGUGCGAAACUUAUACUUAAGUGUCACCAAGUGCAACGAGACUAUCGCUUUCGGUGUGUAACGUUGUAAUAACCUAAGCGCAUAUAUACGUAUGUAUAUGUAUGUAUAUAUUAUUCUCUAUACGUAUAUAUACAGGAUGAAUAAGUAACAGCGAAAGAAUUGAGCCCUCGCGGUAUAUUUUGGGCAAGCCCUAAUUCUUUCGUUUCUUUUAAUUGAAUUAUUUGUCUUCGUUUAUUUUCUCGUUGAAUCGAAACUUUUUCCCAAUUACCGUGUGCCAACGACGAAUAACGAUAGAAAAAUAAUGAUAAUUAUAAUUGCACGAUGAUUCAGAGGUUUUUAAGGAACAGAAAUUUGAUAAGAAAAAGCGAAAGGGACGAAACUUUUUGUGACACGAUUGUAAAUUCGAGCAGAAUUUUGUUCCUUGUUUUUGGAAAUAUUGGGAACUUUUUUAUGAUCGAUCGUCUACCAGAAGCUUAUAAAAGUGAACGUCAUCGCGGUGCUGAGUUUGUAAAGCAACAGGUUAAGGAAACUCGCACCGGACAGGAGAACCGAGAAUCCGGGAAAUCCGCUGAUCGGAUUGAGGAUAAAGCGCGCUCACAGGAUUUACGGACUUUGAGCUUAAUGCUCUUUGAAUCUGAACUCUUAGCUCUGUGUAUCGCGUAAUUGAGGGACAAGCACACGUGCAAUGACCGACAUGUGGAAAGCGGGAGAUCAGACGAUCGAUGUAAGGCACUCAGUCAUUUAUCAGACCUCCCGUCCACCCGAUCUGAUAAAGGACUGUGCCCCUUGACCUCAGCCUUUCAUCCUGUUCAUUUCAAUAGACUAUUAUCAAAAGCCUAUCGAUAAAUAAAAUUCACUUGCGUUACGUCGAGGAAAAAUCUAAAUUCGUCAAGUUUAUUCGUCAGUUUUCUUGACGGAUUGCGAAGUUAUGAAAAAUUGAAGUUUUGGGAUGCAACUUUCUCUGGAUUUGUUUGAGGUAAAUCUUAAAAUCUUUAUGCGAAUUUUUUAAUGAGUUUUUUCGACAUUGGGAAGCAGUGAUCGAGGCUUCCCAUGGGAUUCUCCAUUUCGAAGGCUCAUUGUCUGACUCGUUGACAAAACACUUUUACAGAGAGCUCAGAGAUUCAACGAGGAUGUGGGAUUGCUCGACGGAGAAUCAUCCUGAGGUUUAGUAUUUUUCCUCGCAACGUAUAUCUUCAUUGGUGGUUAAAACCGACGAAAAACUUCAGUCAGAUAAUACUUUUUCUCUUGCACUUUACCGACGAUCAGCGAUAAAGGAAAAUCGCGAGGAGAGAGUAAUAUAUGGAAGGAGAAGAGAGUCCCGCCCUUUCCACGUGGAAUCUCGUAAAUUUGCUAUCGUGGCACGAAAAAUCGUUUCAGCCGAGAGGAUAAAAGAGAAAAAUAAAAGAGAAAGAGAAGACAAGAUAAGAUAUAUAGGAAGAAAAAACUGCAUUUAAAAAGAAACGCGAGUAAAUUGCGGAAACAAAAAUACUUGAAACGCGCUGAGUAUGAAGAAGACGAGAAGCGGAGCUGAUGCUAACAACGAAUUGCGAAGGAAGUGAGAAAAACGAGGAGAUCAUGAGCUUCUGUGAACGACUAUUCUUCGUGAAAAUAUAUCAUUUUUGAGAUAUCAACAUUUUUCCUUUAUCGAUAAAUCUUCAUUUGCCUUUUUUACGAAUAAAACAAUGAUUCGUCGCUCAUUUUGAACGUAAUUUCGUAGCCGCUGAACCAAUGUCCAUUGUGUCUCGUGUCGUCACGGACUAACGCGAUUUUGUAUAGUCCCGCGUAUGAAUCGAUAUUGCCAAAAGGUGAAUACGAAAUGGCAAUGAUUUUCACAGUGCCGAGACAAAAGCUGUAUAAUUGAGUACGAAAGUUACGAUUCGAGGUCGAUUUCAAGUGGAACCAGAAAAAACCAAGAAUAGAAAACGUUAGUGUGGAUUUUGUAAAUACGUUUGAAACCACCCACGCGAACGCAGCCGAGAUGAGGGCCCUUCGAGCCGAACGUCCCCUUAACUACUGCAAAAAAACCGUGACAAUUGCGCCGAAUGGACCGAAAGAUUUUCCAACGAAAUUUCAAUGAUUCCCACAUUAAUUCUCACCGACAAACUCCCUCGAAAUUUAUAUUUUUAUUCGAACCGUCCUCAUCUCCGCGCAGAUAAGUAAAUAAGUCAUAAAUCUACGUCAUAGAAUUUUUAAGGAAAGAAAGAAAACAAAAAACAAAGUUAAGCUUCAGGCGGUCCGGAGGGAGCAUUCGGGAAGAGAGAAAUCAUUCGCGAAAGAACCCUCAUCCCUGCUUCCCCUCCCUCGCUAAAGGGUGCGCUUCGAAAAAAAGCGGCGAAACAAGGGUAAACCUUAGCAAAGAUAUUUUGACCUUAGCUUUAAUGAUAAACAUAUAUAUAUUAUAUAUAUGAAUAAAAAAAAACUAACAAAAAACACAAACGAAAAAUUCAAAUACGACGACGAAAUAUGAGGACGAAAACAAAACACAUUGACAAGGAUUAUAUGAUAAGAAGAGACGAGAAUGAAGUACGAGAGAAGUAGCUGUGAACGUGCGUGUAAUCGUUGACGAGUCUGCGUUCAUCUGAUGCGAAUAUUGUAUGUAUACAUAUAAUAUAUAUAAAUAUAUAUAUAUAUAUAUACACACACAUAAUUAUUACGAGGUUAAUGAUAAGUGAGAAAGAGAGAAAAGAAUAAAAACUAUUGGAAUAUCAUUAUAUUGUAUGUUAUACGACAUUACAUUAAUAUUAUUAUGCUUUGCGUCGUUGAGUUGAAUGUUGUUAUCUAGAAAAACAAAAGAAAAAAAACGAACGGAAACAGGACGAAAUGGAGAGACACAGAGAUUCUUAUAACUACCCUGACGUGUAAUAAAUAUGGCCGAACGACUGCGAGUCUUAGAUGAAA
Venturia canescens is the source of this 5917-nucleotide messenger RNA. RefSeq names its product lachesin-like. The transcript has 11 exons. Gene Ontology annotation, cellular component: neuron projection. The coding region runs from base 503 to 2131 and encodes 542 amino acids. The record is from RefSeq and is a predicted model, not a curated record. Lineage: Eukaryota; Metazoa; Arthropoda; Insecta; Hymenoptera; Ichneumonidae.